Molecule: messenger RNA, 3186 nt
Organism: Entelurus aequoreus (snake pipefish)
Lineage: Eukaryota; Metazoa; Chordata; Actinopteri; Syngnathiformes; Syngnathidae
Gene: rag1
Product: recombination activating 1
Exons: 3
Coding region: 1-3186 (1061 amino acids)
Biological process (GO): V(D)J recombination; adaptive immune response; pre-B cell allelic exclusion
Cellular component (GO): DNA recombinase complex; nucleus; endodeoxyribonuclease complex
Molecular function (GO): sequence-specific DNA binding; double-stranded DNA endonuclease activity; metal ion binding
Source: RefSeq, a predicted model, not a curated record
AUGGCAGAGGAAAGCUUGGAGACAGAUGGCCCCCGAUCAUCCAUGCCGGCUGAGCUCCGUCAUCCUCAUUCCAAGUACUCUCAGUGGAAGUUUAAACUGUUCAGAGUGAAGUCCAUUGAGAGGGCCCCCGCGCCCAGUGAGAUGCAGCCGGAGAAUGAAGCCACGGCAGGCAUUUGUAACCAGAGUAUGGCGUUAGAUAACGGCGUGAGUCCAGGUUGUGUCAAGGAAAAUGUUAAAGGGCCUUGCCAAAAAAUGGAUUUGAGGCUAGAAGAAAUGGAAAACCACAUGAACCAUCUCAGGUGUCUGUGCCGCCUUUGUGGAACCACUUUAAGAAAAGUCAAAGGUCCAGUCUAUGGUGUCCAUGCAGCUUUGGAUGACGAAAGCAGGAAUUCCCUUCGCAAAAUGGGCUGCUUGUCAACAAAAUGGCCAGAUGUCAUUCUUAAAGUCUUCAAAGUGAAUGUGACACAUGAUACAGAAUCCGUCCAUCCUCUUUCCUUCUGCCAUCGCUGCUGGACAAUAGCCAUGCAAGGAGGGGGUGUUUGCAAUUUAUCCAGGACAAAUGUCCCAGAAUGGAAACCUCAUUAUGCCCUCUGCCACAUUUGUUCACCCAAGAAACAUUUGUACCAGCGGACCGGAAGAAAAAGAAUCAAAGUCACUCCCAGAGCCCACUGCUUAGUGAAAAGAAUACGGUUGGACCAAAGCCACAGCACUGUCAGCGGUGAGAGUCGGAUUCUGAGACCGUUUGGAGGCCAUCUUCAUGGUCCUGUGCUUAAGGGAUGGAGAAGUCCCAGUGUCCAAAGAGAGCACUGGGUGAGGACCAUCACACAUUGUCAGAAAGAGCACCUGAGUAGCAAGCUUAUGUCUGAGAAUCUCCCUGUUGACUUCUUCUGUUCUUUUACUUGCAUGGUGUGUGACCAUCUGCUCUCUGACCCAGUUCAAGCCCCCUGCGGGCACCUGUUCUGCCGCAGCUGUAUUAUAAAAUACAACCACAUUAUAGGACCUCACUGCCCGGCCUGCAACGUGCCCUGUGCCAACAAUGACCUCAUUCUCCCUGCCAAAACUUUUUUGUCGGUCCUAUAUUCUCUUUUUUUGCUCUGCCCGAGAGAUGGCUGUGGCCGACAAGUAAGACUAGACUCAUUUAAAGCUCACUGUACGGACCAUGAUCUGCAAACACAGGAUGCAACGAGACAGCAAUCAUCAGAUCUUGACAACUACCUGAUUACUAAUAAAGGAGGACGACCCCGGCAGCACUUGCUAUCGCUAACACGGCGUGCCCAGAAGCAUCGACUGAGGGAACUGAAGAAUCAGGUGAAGGCGUUUGCAGAUAAAGGGGAAGGUGGCGACCUGAAGUCUGUGUGUCUGACGCUGUAUCUGCUGGCACUGAGAUCUGGGAAUGAACAUCAGAAAGCAGAUGAGUUAGAGGUCAUGAUGCAAGGCAGGGGCUUUGCGUUGCAUCCGGCUGUGUGUUUGGCCAUUAGGGUCAACACAUUCCUGAGCUGCAGCCAAUAUCACAAAAUGUACCGGACUGUUAAAGCCACGAGUGGCCGCCAGAUCUUCCAGCCCUUGCACACUCUCCGAGCUGCAGAGAAAGACUUACUCCCUGGUUUUGACCAGUUUGAAUGGCAGCCAGCUCUCCAGAAUGUGUCUACAGCUUGCAACGUUGGCAUUAUUGAUGGGCUCUCUGGAUGGACUUGCUCAUUGGAUGACUCACCAGCUGACACCAUCGCUCGAAGAUUCCGCUAUGAUGUGGCUCUGGUGUCAGCAAUAAAGGAUCUGGAGGAGGACAUUGUUGAGGGGCUGAGAGACAUAGGGAUGGAAGACAGUGCCUGUACCCUUGGUUUCAGUGUUAUGAUCAAAGAAUCUUGUGAUGGCAUGGGAGAUAUCAGUGAAAAACAUGGAGGGGGACCGGCUGUUCCAGAGAAAGCUGUGCGUUUCUCUUUCACCGUUAUGUCUAUUUCGGUUUUUCGAGGUGAAAGCAACGAGGAGGUUACCAUCUUCACUGAGCCAAAGCCAAAUUCCGAACUGUCCUGUAAGCCCCUGUGUCUGAUGUUUGUGGAUGAAUCAGACCACGAGACACUCACAGCUCUCCUAGGACCAAUAGUUGCAGAGCGUAACGCAAUGAAGAAGAGUAGGCUCAUCCUAUCCAUAGCUGGCCUGCCUCGAUCUUUCUGCUUCCACUUCAGGGGCACGGGAUACGAUGAGAAGAUUGUACGCGAAUUUGAGGGCCUGGAAGCCUCAGGCUCUACCUAUAUAUGCACGCUGUGUGACUCCAGUCGAGCGCAGGCCUCUAAAAAUAUAGUACUCCACUCAAUUACACGAAGUCAUGAUGAGAACCUGCAUCGUUAUGAAAUAUGGCGAACCAACCCUUUUUCUGAGUCUGUAGAGGAAUUGCGAGACAGAGUCAAAGGGGUCUCUGCCAAGCCCUUCAUCGAGACCCAAUCCACAUUGGAUGCGUUACAUUGUGACAUUGGCAAUGCCACUGAGUUCUACAAAAUUUUCCAGGAUGAAAUAGGAGAGCUGUACCGAAAAGAAAAGCCCAGCAAGGAAGAACGGCGCAGCUGGCGGGCAGCUGUAGAUAAAGAACUGAGGCAGAAGCUAAAGCUCAAACCAGUGAUGAGGAUGAAUGGCAACUAUGCCCGCAAGCUAAUGACCAUGGAGGCUGUGGAAGUGGUGUGUCAGCUGGUUCCCUCAGAGGACAGGAGGGAAGCCCUGAGGGAGCUGAUGAGGCUUUACCUUCAAAUGAAGCCUGUGUGGCGCUCCACCUGCCCAGCCAAAGAGUGUCCUGACCAGCUGUGCCGCUACACCUUUAACUCCCAGCGCUUUGCUGACCUCAUCUCCUCUACCUUCAAAUACAGGUACAAUGGCAAGAUAACCAAUUACCUGCAUAAGACUCUGGCCCAUGUUCCCGAGAUAAUAGAGCGAGAUGGGUCUAUUGGAGCCUGGGCAAGUGAGGGGAACGAGUCAGCAAACAAACUGUUCAGGCGUUUCCGUAAGAUGAAUGCACGUCAGUCAAAGGCCUUUGAACUCGAGGACGUCCUGAAACAUCACUGGCUCUACACCUCAAAGUACUUGCAGAGGUUUAUGGAGGCUCAUAAGGAUUCCGCAAAAGCCCUGCUUGCAACCACUGACCCAGCAGACAUUCAGAACAGUGAAAGUAUGUCCCAGGAGCUGAUUGAUUGUUCUUAA